CACAAUAAGGCAAUAAUGCUCAUAAAGUUCCAUUUUCAUGGAAAACAAUUUCCAUGGAAACAUUUUCUUUCGUAUCAAACACAACCUAAAACAAUAAAUAGAUGUAUAUAUUGAUACAUAUUUUUCUUCUUCAUUGCUAUUAGGGAAACAAUGUCUUCUACAAGACUGCACUUAAAUUCUCAAAAUGACUAUGUGGUGAUAAACAAUGGUGUUGUGGAAAUAACUUGGACAAAUCCAGGAGGGAUUAUCAAAGGGAUAAAGUACGAGGGAAUUGAAAACUUGCUGGAACUAAACAAUAAAGAUUUGAAUGGAGGGUUCUGGGACCUUAAUUGGAGCGAAGCGAGUAGUACAAAAACAAGGGGAAAGUUUGACACGAUACAAGGGACAGAUUUGCAAGUUAUAGUGGAAAAUGAGGAGCAGAUUGAGCUUUCAUUCACAAGAAUGUGGAGUCCAAAAGUCCAGGGUCAACAAGCUCCUUUGUAUAUUGAUAGGAGGUUUGUAGUAUUUCGUGAUGUCCCAGGAUUCUACUCGUAUGCUAUCUUUGAGCACACGAAAGACAUGCCUGCUUUCCACCUUAACACGACCAGAAUUGCUUUCAUGCUCAAUAAAGAAAAGUUUCACUACAUGGUCAUAACAGAUAAUAGACAAAGACUUAUGCCUAGUGCAGAAGACCGGCUUCCAGGGAGAGGCGAACCGCUAGCCUAUCCUGAAGCAGUUCUCCUCAUCGAUCCUAUAGAGCCAGAGUUCAAAGGAGAGGUGGAUGACAAAUAUCAGUAUUCUCUUGAAAACAAAGAUAAUCAAGUGCAUGGAUGGAUAUGUUUUGACCCUCCUGUGGGGUUUUGGCAAAUCACUCCGAGCAAUGAAUUUCGAACAGGAGGGCCAUUCAAACAAGAUUUAACCUCCCACGUGAAUCCGACCACCCUUGCUAUAUUUCUAACUUCCCACUAUGCUGGCACAGAACUUCUGGUAAAAUUUGAAACUGGAGAGGAAUGGAAGAAAGUCCUUGGCCCCGUGUUCACAUAUUUUAAUUCUGUAUCAGACAAAGAAAUGGCUCUAUCGCUUUGGGAUGACGCAAAAAGACAGAUGAACGAAGAAGUCCAAUCCUGGCCUUACAGUUUCCCAACUUCUGAAGAAUUUCCUAAAUGUGGUCAAAGGGGCGUAGUUAGAGGUUGGUUGCUAGUGCAAGACAGAUGCUUAAGCAAGGAAACUUUACCUGGAAAAGCUGCAUCUGUAGGACUAGCAGCACCAGGAGACGCUGGAUCAUGGCAAAGAGAGAAUAAGGGUUACCAAUUUUGGACCACAACGGAUGAGGACGGCUACUUUGUCAUUAAGAACAUACGUGCAGGAUCAUAUAAUCUUUAUGGAUUGGUGCCUGGAUUUAUCGGAGAUUACAAGUAUGAAGUUCUAAUAACUAUAACAGAAGGUUGUGAUAUUGAGCUGGGUGAGAUUGUUUAUGAGCCUCCAAGAGAUGGUCCUACCUUGUGGGAGAUCGGUAUCCCUGACCGCUCUGCUGCAGAGUUUUAUAUUCCUGAUCCAAACCCGAAAUACGUUAACAAACUUUACAUAAAUCAAGACAAAUUUAGGCAGUAUGGUUUGUGGGAGAGAUAUGCAGAGUUAUAUCCUGAUAAUGAUUUGGUCUACACAGUUGGAGUUAGUGACUAUCAGAAAGACUGGUUCUUUGCUCAGGUUAACAGGGAGAUAGGUGACAAUGCAUAUCAAAGUACUACAUGGCAAAUCAAGUUCAAGAUUGAUAAUGUAGAUCAAGGUGGAACAUACACAUUGCGAGUAGCACUUGCAGCUGCAAAUCAUGCUGAAUUGCAGGUCCGGAUCAACGAUCCAACAGCAGAUCCUCCCCUACUUUCAACUGGGGAAAUUGGAGGAGACAAUGCAAUUGCAAGACAUGCUAUUCAUGGGAUCUAUUGGUUUUUCACUAUAACAAUACCUAGUUCACUACUUUUGGGAGGAGAAAACACCAUAUUUUUGACACAAGCAAAGACAGCCAACACUUUCCAAGGGAUUAUGUAUGAUUAUAUCCGCUUGGAAGGUCCCUCAUGCCAGAGCGAAAACCUUUGAUUAAUUUUUCCACACUGAAAUUCCGAGUAGAACUAGUCAUGAUUUGUUGCUCUUUCAUAAUAAUGCAAAUUAAAAAAAAAUCACAUUUCUAUAGCAUUUUUGCAUUUGUAAGCCUAGAGCUUGAUUAAUUUGAUAGAUACGUCUUCGUAUUGGAUGGCCUUAGAUGGAUUUUACUUACAAAUAUUUGGCCACUCGAUUGGGAGGCGAGUUUUUAUGCAUCAAAUAAUAAAAUUCUCUUGUUUUCUCUA
Molecule: messenger RNA, 2321 nt
Organism: Solanum dulcamara
Lineage: Eukaryota; Viridiplantae; Streptophyta; Magnoliopsida; Solanales; Solanaceae
Product: probable rhamnogalacturonate lyase B
Exons: 15
Coding region: 151-2073 (640 amino acids)
Biological process (GO): carbohydrate metabolic process
Molecular function (GO): catalytic activity; carbohydrate binding
Source: RefSeq, a predicted model, not a curated record